Eruca vesicaria subsp. sativa (arugula) is the source of this 594-nucleotide messenger RNA. NCBI's taxonomy places the organism in Eukaryota, Viridiplantae, Streptophyta, Magnoliopsida, Brassicales, Brassicaceae. The record is from the annotation of a GenBank genome assembly.
AUGCACAGGCUUCGGGGGAUGCUGGUCCUCAGACUGGAGGUUCAAGACUGUGUUUCCCGACAAGGGGGCCCUAGUGAUCUCCCAGCUGUCGAUCAGCUUGUCUUCAAGAAUGCCUACACGGACAUAGCGCGCAUUCUGCUAAUAGUCCACGAGAAAGCCAAAGCAGGGAUGAAGCAAAUUAGUGCACUGAAGUCUUCUCUCGAGCGAGUAGAGACCGAGAGAGAUGAUGCUGCUCGUCGGGCUGAGAUCGAGGCCAUGAAAGCUGAGGACAUCACGGGCAGGCUGAAAUCUGCUAAGGCGGUAGAGGACAGGUUUGAGGGGGAAAAGGCCGCUCUAUGGAUGGCAAAGGCGCAACUCGACCAUGAGAAGCUCGAACUUGCAGAAGCCCAUGCAAAGGAGGCUGCUCGCUUAAGAGAAUCCAGAGUACUCGAAGUUACUCGCGAACGAGCAAGAGUAACUGCCACGAUGUCGCGAAGGCUAAUAUUUGGUUUGAGCGCAUCCGUAAUCGAGAGGGUUCCUUCAAGAAGUACGACAAUGCCCGAUGCUAUUACAGCCAAGCCUUCGGCACUCGGAUAUGUCUGGAAUUUCUUUUGA